AUGAGCGGUAAUGAGAUUAGUACGGAGCGGAAAUUGGAAAUUAUGCAGCUAGAAAUGAAUAGCUUUGUAAUGCGAUUAGAACCGCGAAUGCGUGCUCGAUUCAAUGAUUCACUUCGAAAGGUGCUCGUUGAAAGUUUAUUGGAUGGGACUGUGUUUGCGAUUGUCGAAUCACUCAGUGAUUUGCAGCGCAUGAAUGAAACACAGCUUUACAAUGAUCGUCAGCAACGACUGAUGGAAUUGCAGUGCGUUCCUGAUUUGGAUGAACAAAUGAAGCAAAUUGAUAUUAAUAUUGUCACGGAGCUCGACAAGAUAGUAGCGCAACAACAAGAUACGUUAUGCCGUGCUGGUGUUCCAGCAUUUCACAUCACAACUAGUCCUCGAGAAAUUGAAUUGCAGAUGGCAAUUAUUAGUUUUAUUUUAACAGAUGUUAUUGAUUUCAAAUUGGGUGGGAAAGUUGAAGAUCUCUAUGUAUUAUCAUUGGGUUUACGGUCAACUUGUCACACUAUGGGUUUGAUUGAUAAACCAAUCAUUGUUGAUGGAAAAGAUCAUCUUUUGGGACGACUGGCAUCAGUUAUCGCUAAGCAGCUUCUCCUCGGUCAGAAAAUUGUUGUUGUGCGAUGCGAGGAUAUCGCCAUUUCUGGUAAUUUUCAUCGUUCCAAACUGAAGUUUAUGAGUUUUUUGCGUAAACGAUGUAACGUUAAACCGGCGCGUGGUCCCUAUCACUUCCGUGCACCAAGUCGUAUAUUCUGGAGAACAGUCCGUGGCAUGUUGCCACAUAAAACACAUCGCGGAAAGGCGGCGCUGCUUCGUUUGAAAGCAUUCGAUGGCAUUCCGCAACCUUAUGAUCGAGUUAAACGACAAGUUCAUCCCGCAGCUCUGCGGCAUUUGGCGCUGAAACCGCGAAGGAAGUACUGCACAGUUGGACGUCUUGCACAUGAGGUGGGUUGGCAGUACCGUGAUGUGGUCGCAAAACUGGAAGCCAAAAGAAAAGUUAAAAGUGCUGCAUUUUAUGAGCAUAAAAAGAUGAAAUCGAAGCUAUUGGCACAGGCAUUGAAAUCAGAUCUUGUUAAAAAUUCAUCUUAUCAAAAGCUGAUAGAAUCUUAUGGUUAUCAAUUAUUGGAUGAGAAGAAGUACGAUAUUAUUGCGAUUGAAUGCGAAGAUUUGAGCUCUCCCGCUUUUUUACAAUUGUGCAUUGUUGAUUAUGCGAUGAAGAAGAACGUAAAGAUUAUCUAUGUAUCGGCAACACGAAGUAUGCUAGCCUUUAAAAUUUACCAACUGAUGUUUACUAGGGUAAUGGCAAGCAAAGUGAUGAUACGAUUAUCGGAAAAGCUGAAAUUUUUGCCGGUGAACCAGUUUCUCCCUCAUGGCUUUAUUAAGGAUGAUGAUGACACAUUAUUUGCUUGUCUUUUGGAGGAUAUCAACAGACAUAUUGAAGAAGGCGACAAUGAAGUAUUCAUUAUAUUUGAUAAUUUUACAGUGUUUUGUGAUUUUGCUAAUGCUGCCUCACAUAUUCCCGGAUUUAUACGACGUCUGCAACAGCUCAGUAAGAAUUUAGAAAUCAAAUUGAUGAUAACUUUCCAGUCGAAAGACCAAAUUUCGAAUAUUAUCCUCCAUGAAAGUGAUAUUAUUAUAAGGAUAAAACGUGUUGGAAAUGGUUUUGCCAAAGAUGUCACUGGGCAGUUGCACGUGAUAGAGCGCAAUGAUAAAACGCCAUACUCAGAAAACAUUUUCAAUUACCAUCUGAGCGAUCGAUCCGCACGACUUUUUCUUCCCGGAAUGUCAAGGCCGGAAUUAUGA
Messenger RNA from Acanthocheilonema viteae, 1797 nucleotides. The record is from the annotation of a GenBank genome assembly. NCBI's taxonomy places the organism in Eukaryota, Metazoa, Nematoda, Chromadorea, Rhabditida, Onchocercidae.